Molecule: messenger RNA, 1731 nt
Organism: Sinocyclocheilus rhinocerous
Lineage: Eukaryota; Metazoa; Chordata; Actinopteri; Cypriniformes; Cyprinidae
Product: golgin subfamily A member 6-like protein 22
Exons: 2
Coding region: 1-1731 (576 amino acids)
Molecular function (GO): GTP binding
Source: RefSeq, a predicted model, not a curated record
AUGACUUCACCAGGUAUAACAAACAGUGAUGGUGAUGAUGGUGGUAAUGAAGUGAGGAUUGUGCUGCUGGGAAAGACGGGUGUUGGGAAAAGUGCAACGGGAAACACAAUACUGAGAAGAGAAGCUUUUAAAUCAAAAGUUGCUCCAUGCUCAGAGACCAGAGAGUGUCAGAAAGAAAUGACUGAGUUCAACAGAAGACGGAUAACUGUGAUCGACACUCCAGGCCUGUUUGAUACUGGAGUUGAUAAUGUUGAGACCAGGAAGGAGAUUGUGAAGUGUGUUUCAAUGGCAGCACCUGGACCACAUGUGUUUCUGCUGGUGAUUCAACUGGGACGAUUCACUCAAGAGGAGAUAGAUGCAGUGAAGAUGAUCCAGGACAUGUUUGGAGACAAAUCCAGAAUGUAUACCAUGGUGCUCUUCACCAGAGGAGAUGAUCUUAGAGGAAAAAGAAUUCAAGAAUUUAUUGAAGAUGACGAAAACUUACAGUACCUCAUCCAUCAGUGUGGAAAGAGAUACCAUGUGUUCAAUAACAAAGACACUAAAGAUCAGACGCAGGUUUCUGAGCUGCUGGAUAAGAUUGACUGUAUGGUAGCAGUAAAUGGAGGGAGUUUCUACACCAAUGAGACAUUCCAGCAGGUGGAGAAGAACAUCAGAGAGGAACAAGAGAGAAUCAUGAAAGAGAAAGAAGAGGAGAUCAAGAGAAGAGAAGAAGAGCUGAAAGCCAAAUAUGAAGAUGAAAAAGAACUAAUGAAAAAAGAAAAGGAGAGAGAAAAACAAGAGAUGCAGAAUGAACUGAGAAAAAGUGAGGAAGAAUUCAAAAAGAGAGAAGAAGAGAUCAAGAAAGAAACAGAUGAAAAUCUACGAAAAGAGCUACAGAGAAAACUGGAGGAGAAACAGAAACUACAUGAAGAAGAAAAUAAAAUAGAAGAAAAGGCUUUGGGAGAACAACAACUAAACUUCAUAAAAUACCUGGAAGAAAAACAUAAGAAAGAAAAACAAAAACUCAGGGAGAAAAAUCAGCGUGAAACAAGGGAACAAGCAGAGCGUGAAUAUCUCAUAAAACUUGAGAGAGAAGUAGAUAAUGCUUUACAAGAGUACAACAGAGAAAACACUGAAGCUUUUCACGAUGAACAAGUACAACCCUCUUGUGACUAUAGUUUCUACACCAAUGAGAUGUUACAGCAGAUGGUAACGAACAUCAGAGAGAGACAGGAGAGAAUCAUAAAAGAGAAAGAAGAAGAGACCAUGAGAAGAGAAGAAGAGCUGACAGCCAAAUAUGAAGCAGAAAUAGAAGAAAUGAAGAAAAAAAAUGAGAGAGAAAGACAAGAGAUGCAGAAUGAACUGAGAAAAAUUGAAGACAAAUUAAUAAAUAAAGAAAAAGAGAUAAAGGAAGAAAAAGAUGAAAAGCUACAAAAAGAGCUGCAGAGAAAACUAGAGGAACAGAAGAAACUAUAUGAAGAGGAGAAGGAAAACAGGAAGAAAAACAUGGAAGAAAAACAUCAGGAGAGCAUUCUACUUGGAACAAGGGAACUAACAAAAGAAGAGGCAUUGCAGAAAUGUUUACUAGAAAUAGGAGACAGCCUUGACGGUUACCUUGAACUACAAUCAUUAUUGGAACAAGUUCAUGGCUGUCGGCACUAUAGAGAUUUUAUUGGAGCAGCUGCUGGACGUGUUGUUGGAUCUUUUCAAAACAUUGUGUAUUGGAUUAUCGGCUCACGUUCUCAACGUUAA